CGCUUGCAGAAAGGUAGCUUCAAUUGUCCAGGAUGAGGUUCGAUACCGGAAGUGUGGUGGUGGUGCUGCUGCUGUUGUGUCUGCCUGGGUUUCAGGCCGCCAGGAUUCUGUUCCUGUACAUGCCUUCAUUCAGUCACAUCCGGGGAUCUCUGAAUGUGGCAACAGAGCUGGCUUCGCGUGGUCACGUUGUAUGGAAUGCGCUGUCAACUGAACUGGCCAAUCACAAGGGCCUUCAAGCACAUGGCGUCCACAUCCUGAAAUACAAAUCGGUUGAUAAAUAUGACUUUGACAAAGUAAUACUUGAAGACAUGGUUAACGCAUAUUUCAAAGAAAGCAGUUCUACUUUGCCUCUUGGUCUUAUAAGGGGUAUUUGUGGUAGUAUACUGAGUGACCAGGAACUAUUCAGGAGAAUCGAAGAGUUAAAGUUUGAUCUGAUUAUAUUCGAUGCUGUACCCAUAGCGAGAAUGUUGACUAUCAUUGCCCACAGAUUGGACAUUCCCUUCAUAUUCAUUGGGGCAGCUUUCGAGCCUCAAGUUAGCCGGAAUCCUUUCAUUCCAUCUGCGUUCCCCUUCAUCAUUUCCCCAAGAACACCGAAAAUGGACUUUUUGACUCGUGUUGCGAAUGUCAUUACGACUGUGAUGUACGUGUUUGUUUAUGAUCCGUUCUCUACCUAUAGGCCAGUAGCAGCCUAUGCCCCAGAGAAGCCGUACAUCUCAAUGGAAGCCUUGACAGCUAAGGCCUGGCUUUGGCUCAUCGACAUUGAACCUCUCCUUGACUACCCAGCAGCCACCUUGCCCAACGUCAAGCGAAUUGGAUCUCUGUCAGCGUCUGAUCCAAAGCCACUCCCUCAGGAAUACAAGGAGUUUAUGGACAAGGCAAAAGAAGGCGUGGUCAUUGUUUCUUUUGGAAGUAAUGUGAAGUCGCUUCCAGAUAAAAUAUCGAAAAGGUUACUGGAUUCAUUUUCGCGAACCAACUACAAAUACAUAUUCAAGACAAACAAAAAGUUCAAAGUGGGACCUAACGUACUGUUGACUGACUGGAUGCCACAGUCGGACUUACUUGCCCAUCCCAACACUAAAUUGUUUAUAACCCACUGUGGAGCUAAUGGUCAGAACGAGGCUUUCUUACAAGGUGUCCCGAUGAUUGGUUUUCCCAUGUUUGGAGAUCAACCGUAUAAUUCAAUGAGGCUUGAAUAUCAUGGCUUCGGUUUUAAAAUGGAUUUGAACACGUUUACUGUUGACGAUUUGGUCUCCAACAUCAACGAGGUGAUCCAGAAUUCUUCCUAUUCACAGAAAAUCAAGAAAGCUGCAGAAAUCACCAAGCUCCGGGAAAGAAGUCCCCAAGAUGAAGCUGUUUACUGGAUAGAACAUGUGCUCAAAUAUGGCGGCGCCCAUCUCAGGUCGUAUUGUCAGGAAAUGCCGUUGUAUCAGUAUUUGUGUCUGGACGUCAUCGGGCUUGUCCUGUUCAUCCUCCAUGUGUGUGUUUUCCUUAUAUGGAAGUCGUGCUGCUAUUGCUUGAGGAAAGCCUGUAAUCGGCCAAAACAAAAACGUGAAUAAUGAAUAUAUACAAGUGUACAAUUCAGUCUUCUUACUUCAGUGUGUGUAAUUAUGUGGGGG
Messenger RNA from Haliotis rubra (blacklip abalone), 1616 nucleotides. Its product is annotated as UDP-glucuronosyltransferase 2B7-like. The record is from RefSeq and is a predicted model, not a curated record. Gene Ontology annotation, molecular function: UDP-glycosyltransferase activity. The transcript has 2 exons. The coding region runs from base 33 to 1556 and encodes 507 amino acids. Lineage: Eukaryota; Metazoa; Mollusca; Gastropoda; Lepetellida; Haliotidae.